Symbiodinium sp. CCMP2456 is the source of this 1122-nucleotide messenger RNA. The record is from the annotation of a GenBank genome assembly. NCBI's taxonomy places the organism in Eukaryota, Dinophyceae, Suessiales, Symbiodiniaceae.
AUGAUGAGUUCCUCCGGAUCUGCCAACUGCUGGCAGCUGGCGGUGGACUCGUAUGCGAGGCUACGACAAGCUCAUAUCCAACCAACUCGUGUCACCUGCAACACAGCCAUCGCCAUCUGCAGGCACUGGCAGCGGACCCUGUGCAUACUGUUGGAAGGAUCCAAGAUGAGUCUCUUUCCGGAUGUUAUCUCAUAUUGCUCUGUGAUGAGUGCCUGCGAGAAAGCAGCUCUGUGGCAAAAGGCAUUAUGCCUUUUCGCAGCGAUGACGGAUGACCAACUCCAGGCCACAAGUGUUUGCUACAACACUCUCAUCAGCACCUGUGGUUCGGGCCACCAAUGGCAGAGGGCCGUCAUCUUGUUCUACGAAUUUCUAGAGGUUUCUCUGGAGCUGGAUGCGCUGACUUGCAAUGCUCUUAUGACCGCUUUUUGCCGAGCUGGACGAUGGCAGCAUGCCGCAAACCUGUUAUUAGAGAUGUCGCUGUGGCUUGUGUCUGGUGAUAUUAUCUCACACUGUGCCUGCAUCUCCGCUUUCGAGCAAAGCGGACAGUGGGCAGGAGGUCUGGCAAUGUUGCGGACACUGCAUCGAGCCAUGCUGCAAACAAGCACUGUGGCGUAUACUGCUGCUGCCGGAGCUUGCGAAAGAUGUGACAGAUGGUUAGACUCCGUUGACCUUCUGUGCAGAUUGCAGCUGGCCGCGCUCUUUGCAAACAUGCCUGCCUACAGCACCGUGAUGAAUGCCUGCUCCACCGCGGGCCAUUGGCCCAAGGUGAUGCACAUCCUUCAAUGUGCCCAACGGACGACGCUGUUAGUUGAUGUCAUUAUGCGUGGUUCUGUCUUGAGUGCAUGCCAAUCCGGCACGCAGUGGCACUUGGCAUCUUCCCUCCUGGGCUCGGAGGUGCGGGAUGUAAACUGCGUGUUGUGCGGCUGCGCACUGGGCAGCUGCGCAAGAGCGGCGCACUGGCAGCGUGCGCAGCAGCUGAUGCAGGAUGUUGACGAGAGCGCUGUCGAGGCCAACGUCCUUCUAAAAAGUUCGCUGCUGAGCAGCUUUUCUCGUGCAUCACGGCCCGCGGAGGCUGUUAAGAUGCUGGAAAAGCUCUCGAUGGACUCUGGCCUUAUUACCUGA